GAUAUCUGGACUGUGACUAGUCUCUUCAGCCAACGCUUUAGCUAACGUUAGUCAGUCGGUAACAGAAAAUGGAAGACGUUUUCUUACUGAAAGAGUCAGUUUUGUCUUUUCUAGACAGAAGUGGAGCUCUUCUUCAACUUGCCGAAGACUGCAAACCAUUCAACGACAUCCAGCGAAAUGAGGCUGUGUAUCGGUUCUGUAUCCGUGUGAACCCUUCAGACCUAAUCGAACUGGAUCCUAGAUUGGGUGACUGUGUUCUCAAUGACCCCCUCAAAGCUACAGCACUGUUUCAAUCUGUUUGUUUUCUGUCAAUAAAGACACUCUCCCUCAUAGAGAAAAUCCACACAGAAAGUCAGGUGAAUGUGAUCCUGAAGUUUACACACCUACCUCCGUUCCCUGAGUACACCUUGGACCUCUGUGACUUUCCCUGUGGUUAUGGCCCCAUGAGGCCUGUUGCCAUGGAGGGCUUGGCCAUCGCAAUGACUAGGGUCUCCAAGUACACUCAGGGAGCCAGGUUUCUCUGUUCUGAGGAGGACUGUCCCUGCUCAACAGGGUUCCAUCACAUCAGAGUGCAUGCACCCGGAGCCACUGAGUCAGCCACAGUGAGGAGUGACUUCAGCUGCCUGCUCUGCUCCUCUCACCUCAAAGAGGACAUCAAGUUCCGGGUCCUGGGGGACAAGCAGCUUGUAGAGCUGAUCCAUGUUAAAGCACUGGAUGUCCUGAAAGUCCAUCCUCCCAGUGCCCUCAGGUACCAGUCUGUCACCCUGUUUCUCAGAGAUGAGCUGUGUAACUCCAUGAGGAUUGGACGUCUGUACAGGGUGCUGGGCAUACCGGCCCAUGUCCACCAGUGGCCCAACGUCACCUGGAGUGUGGAGGCCAAUAGCGUUCAACCGUGGGAGCCUGAAUGUAAGGACCUCAUCAGCUCUAACUUCCAGGCCCUGUUGACGGCAACAGCCUGUUCCCCCUGGAGGUUCUCUGCCAUUGUGGCUAACACGUUUGGCUCCCCUGUGGUUCCCCCGGGCUUGUACAGCACUCUGAAGCUGGGCCUGCUGCUCAGCCUGGUCCAGGGCCGGGAGGACAACCCAGACUCACUGCACUGCCUGGACCUGCUAGCCCUGACUACUGACACACUCAUACUGGACAGGCUGAUGAUGUACAGCCUGGGUCUGGCUGGCCGUGGGGUGAGACACCCUGCGACAGGGGAGAUGUUUGCCUCUCUUUCUCGUGAUGAACACGGAGCGGGCACGGCUAACAUCCACGCUGGCUCCGCCCUGCUGGCCACUGGGGGCGUCUGCAUGCUCGGGGACCUGGGCCACCACAGGAAGGAUAAGAUGGACGCCCUUCAGUCAGCUCUGGAGAGUCGGACAGUGUCUGUGAUCAUCCCAGGGAAGAAGUAUGGAGAGGAUGCUGACCAGCAGAUCUCCUUCCCUGUCCAGUGCAGCUUCUGGGCCUUGGCAGACUCCACAGCUCCCUCAAACAAGACCACCAGGACUGACAGUACAGUGCUGGGAACAGUGGACAUGGGCCCGGUCCCUGCCCAGUUGGCUGAGGCCUUUGGUCUGGUGAUCCUGUGUCGGGAGGCAGGGGGAAAGCAGGCUCUGCUAGCCCAGACGGUGCACACCCUCAGGCAGGCAGUGCAGCCCGGAGAGCCCCUCUACCCAUCCUGCAUGCAGUUCACCACACAGGACUAUCAGGAGCUUCUGGCCCACACCCAGAGGAUCCAGACAGAGCUGAGCCCUGGGGCAGAGAUGAUGAUACAUGGCUAUUACAUGGCCAGCAGAAGGGUCCGCUCAGACUCGGGCCAUGGUGCAAAGGUGUCUGUGGCCUCCAUCAAGCUACUGAUCUCCCUGGCCGAGGCCCACAGUAAGCUGUGUCUGAGAAGCACAGUGCUGGAGGAGGAUGCAGUGAUCGCUGUGUUGCUGUGUGAAAACUCCAUCACUCUCAGACACGGAGCCUCAGCGCUCGUUAUCCCACCCGACGCAGCAUUUCCCUGUGACCUGUGUGACCUGGAAGCUCUCCACAGGAGAGACCUUAUCCUGGAGCAGCUCCAACAGAGCAUCCUGCACUUUGUCUACGCCUACGCACCCGGUGCCGCCAGCUACAUCACCGAGGAGGAAUAGGACCACAGCUAAGUAAAAGGAUGCUUCUAUUUUUACAUAUCCAAUUGAAUUCCAAUGGUGAAAUGAGCUACUCAGAAGAAUAUAAAACAUAACGUGUUGAUUCCAGAAAUGUUCCAUACGCACAAAAAGCUUCACAUUGAGCAUUUCUCCUCUGCCAAGAUAAUCCUGACAGGUGUGGCAUAUCAAGUAGCAUGAUUACAGGUGCACCUUGUGCUGGGAUCAUUUUAAAUAAUGUAGCUGUCACAACAUAAUGUCACAUAUCUCAGGUUGAGGGAGAGUGGAAUUGGCAUGCUUUGCUGACUGCAGGAAUGUCCACCAGAGUAUUGAAUGAGAAUUUGGCAGUUCAUCCGACUGGCCUCACCUGCGAUAAGCCACCCAGACAGCUGAAAACUAAUUCUGACUGGGUGGGCCUAUUCCCCCCCCAGGCCACGCACCUGCACAGUCAAGUGAAAU
Messenger RNA from Salvelinus sp. IW2-2015, 2573 nucleotides. NCBI's taxonomy places the organism in Eukaryota, Metazoa, Chordata, Actinopteri, Salmoniformes, Salmonidae. The record is from RefSeq and is a predicted model, not a curated record.